AAACAGAAGUUGUCCCUCCUCUGCUCACGAAGCACUUGUCGCUCUUGAGAAGAAAGGAAGAGAGUGAAAGGAGACAUAUCAUUGCCAGAAAGGCGCCAAUCAGUUGAGGAAACAGGGCAUAAGUCAGCUUGCACUCUGCAAGUGCGUCCUGUUUGUCACUAGGAGAGAUCAACUGAAGCAAACUUGGGGUUAGUUUGUUCUGUGCAACACGGGAGGUCCUUCGACAAAGAAAGUACUGCAACAAAGUUGAGAAACCGUCAAAAUGUCCUCGGAAUACGAUUACUUGUUCAAGCUCUUGCUUAUUGGAGACUCUGGAGUUGGCAAAUCCUGUUUGUUGCUUCGUUUCGCCGAUGACACGUACACUGAGAGCUACAUCAGCACGAUCGGUGUGGAUUUCAAAAUUCGUACGCUCGAGUUGGAUGGAAAGACUGUGAAGCUUCAGAUUUGGGACACUGCAGGGCAAGAGCGUUUCAGGACCAUCACCUCGUCGUAUUACAGAGGAGCCCACGGAAUCAUCGUUGUGUACGAUGUGACAGAUCAGGAAUCUUUCAACAAUGUCAAGCAGUGGAUGAAUGAGAUUGAUCGAUAUGCCAACGACAAAGUGAACAAGAUGCUUGUAGGCAACAAGAGUGACCUUGCCAGCAAGAGGGCCGUGGACACCAGCGUUGCCAAGGAGUAUGCGGACUCGUUGGGAAUUCCAUUCUUGGAGACGUCUGCCAAGGACUCAACCAACGUCGAACAAGCUUUCAUCACGAUGGCGGCUGAAAUCAAAGCUAGGAUGGCUCAGGCUCCUGCUGGCAAGGAGGGAUCUGCCUCGAUUCAGGUCGGUAAGGGUUCAGAGGUUACUAAGAAGGGCUGCUGCUAAAUUGGUUCUCAUCUCACAAUUAAUAUACAAUCUGUUUGAGCGCAUCUUGUUUUCAUGUAACGAACGAAAUGUAUAAUGGCCACUGGUUUU
Molecule: messenger RNA, 955 nt
Organism: Guillardia theta CCMP2712
Lineage: Eukaryota; Cryptophyceae; Pyrenomonadales; Geminigeraceae
Exons: 6
Coding region: 263-865 (200 amino acids)
Molecular function (GO): GTP binding; GTPase activity
Source: RefSeq, a predicted model, not a curated record